This is a messenger RNA of Psylliodes chrysocephalus, 2823 nucleotides long. Lineage: Eukaryota; Metazoa; Arthropoda; Insecta; Coleoptera; Chrysomelidae. The record is from the annotation of a GenBank genome assembly.
CUAUUACCUCUUCUACGUACGAAAAAGACGACAGGAUGUACAGUAUAAUAAUAGACACGAAAUAGGAAAUCGAAGAAAUUUAUGAAAGUUCCACCUAUAUUGUUAAUAGCACGAUCCGUAGAGUGAACUCAGUUCUUUGGGAGUCUCCGUAAUUUCCGAAUGGACAAGGUCUCUUGAGCACAUGGCAUGAAAAAAAAAAAACAACAAACGCCAACAACAGAUACACAAAUAAUAAUGAAUACAAAAGUUAGUUUACCGUGCCUUCUCGCAGGUAAUGGUAGGUACCCAGCACCGACUAAAUGACAUUGAAAUGAUCAUUAUGAUGGUAGAAACUUCUACGAAACGGAUAUAAAAAUGAAAUAAUUAACACAAUUGUGGAUCUAUUAAAUGUGCAUUUGUAAUUUGUGAAAAAAUGAAGAUAAUUCCGGCUUAUUAAAGAAUGUGGUUAAUAAUAAUUAUGCCCUAACACGAACUCCUCCAUGGCUAAUUCAACUUGCAACAAUCAAUCACCUGCUGUCGAAUUGGAAAUGACGGAGCGAGCUGUCCGAAUGAGGCCAGCAAGUUUUUACGAUAAUAAAAGUUUAGAGGAGCAGCAACCCUUAAAUCCAACUUCAUCAAAUAACAAUGUGGAUAGUGAGGAGGAUACGAAUCGGUCGCAGAUCAAUUUUUUGAAUACAACAGUUCCACAAAAUAUUAUGAUGCACGAUAUAGUCGGAAAACAUACUCCUACUAGGAAUAGUUUGCGGCACAGCAGGUUGAUUACGUUAACCAAAACUGGUCAAGUUUUAGUAACCAACCAACCACCGACUGAUUUACACUAUCAAAAAUUGGCAAAAGUUCUUCUUGUUUGUAUACUGAUUAUUGGAUUGGCACUCUGUAUAGAAUCUCUGUGGCUACUACUUUGGACACCAAAUUUAAGAUCUAGGGACAAUCCUGGAUGGACUGGUAUACCUGUGUUGGUAUCUAGCUUUGUUGGAAUAUUGUUUAUGAUCAGUAUACCCAAGGAAUACUCUAGACAAAAAUUUGGAUACUGGCGAAAAUCAUUAAAAUAUAUAUCUAUAACAAUCAGCGUCGUAGCAACAGGAACCUCCAUCUUAACCGUCGUGUUCUCAUCGCUUCAUCUAAUUACAUUGUCAUCCAUGAUAUGCGCUCCUCUCGGUAAAUUAGACUCGACUUGCUUGUGUCAGAAAAAUUCAACUGAAGAAACCAUCCUAGACUCAAGUUACCACUACAUCGACUUAAGUUGCGAAGAAGUGGAUAUUUUAAACAUUUUAAUUAUAAUUACGUGUGUAGCUAGUGGUUUUGUUUUUAUUUUCGAGUUACUUUAUCUGUAUUUACAUUGGGUAAGUAGAAAUGUAUAUGAAUAUGUCAGAGUACCAAUUAAUGCACUGAAUAUUCAUCGAGCUAAUAGGUAGCAUUAAUUAUACAUUUUAGAUAGUUAAAAAUUUUAAAUAGUUAAUUUAUGAAACCAAAGUGAUAGUAAUUAAAAAGUUAUGUGAUUUUCUAUUUGAAAAAGUUACAGUGGACAAAACUGUAUGGCUGUACUGCUAUAAUAAAUAAAAUAAUAUUACUUGUCUUUUUGCCAAUUUUGAUAACGAUUUUUGAAUAUUAUUUGAAAUUAUUAUUAAAAAACUAAAAGACUAUUUCAAUCUUUUUUCUACAGCAAUAUUUUAAAGCAUAUUUGGUUCAAUCCUCAUAACCUGCGGUUCAUGGUACCAUUCAUUGAAUAUAAACAAGUCCUCUUGGCACACUGAUGCUUUUUCCGAGGUUGCCACAUAUUACGAGGUUUCUUUGUUCUUCUCAGAGAUAACAGAGAUAUAAGCAGUCAUUGAUAAAAUAUAAUAUUCACGGUGCCAACAUUAGUUCGACAAUGGAUACAUUCUAUUUCUAGACGCGGGGCGAGGCGACGAAAGGUGAGAAGUAAGAGAAGUGAUAGAGAGAAGAAUUUUACGGAAAGAAAACUUAGUUUUAUCAAUGAAUAACUGCGCGCACUUAUAUUACAUAACGUAAAUGUCCAUGCCGGUGUAAGCCCUGUUGCCACUUCCAAUCUAACAUCACUAGGUUUUGGAAUUUGUUGAAAAUUAUUACAUCUAAUUUAGUUAAAUUUAAUAUAACUAAUAUUCAAAAUUUUUUUUUGCAAUAAAAUAGGUUGAAUUAUUUUAGCUUUUUAAAUAUAUGUAAAUAAUUUUGUAAACAAAACGAAAAUAAUGAAAUAGCCAUAUAGUAUGGUGUAGAUUAAAACUUAUUUUAACUUUGCCUCCCACUUCGGUUUUACAAGCUGAAUUUUUCAGGGAUGAAAGUACAUGAUAAGCUAACCCUUAAUACAAAAUUAGACUGUCCAAAAGGGCAUUAUCAUAAAUGCUUAUUUUUUGUUCUAAUGCUCAAUUAGGUCUUUGUAGGAAGUAUUUUUUUAUAAUUAUUUAAAAAAAAUCAUUUACAUUAGUCCUUAUGGUCAAAAAAAAAUUUAAACGUCAAUAUCUCGGUUUCAACCGUCUACAAAUUUGUAUAAAAAAUCUUUUAGAAAUAUACCUUUCAUUUGGCGAAAAAUGAAGGCCUAAAUGAAAAAAAAAAAAAACUAUUCUUCAUAAAAGUUUCGCCUAUGUAUUGACAAGGUAAAAGUACUUUCCUUAUAUUUUUUGCUUUUAAAUUAACAAAAAUAUAGCAAUAAACAAUAAGUGAUGUCAUGGUUUUACUAGAAAUCAAACAUUAAAGGCAGAGCCUUUCGACUCUCUAUGCAUCUCUCUCAGUAUUGAAAUGUAUGCAAUCAGUUUGACUCUCUUAUAUUAUUUUAUACAGGGAUUAUUGAUUUAUCCACUAUGAAUA